Molecule: messenger RNA, 1012 nt
Organism: Ictalurus punctatus (channel catfish)
Lineage: Eukaryota; Metazoa; Chordata; Actinopteri; Siluriformes; Ictaluridae
Product: scrapie-responsive protein 1
Exons: 3
Coding region: 147-443 (98 amino acids)
Source: RefSeq, a predicted model, not a curated record
GAGAGAGAGAGAGAGAGAGAGAGAGAAAUAAGGGAGGGAGAAACUGUCAGAGAGGACUGAUAUAAGGAGCUCGCUUUAUAAAUGUUGAAUCCAGAUUCAUCCAGUUGAGACAUCCCACAUCUCAGCACUACAGGCGGGAUCACAAAAUGAAAGUAUUAAUCAUCGCAGUCGUUCUCCUGCUCGGGUUACGUAUGGGAGAUGCGAUUCCGUCGAACCGCUGGUCCUGCUACAAAAAGAUGCUGAAGGACAGAAACUGCCAUGAAAUUGGACUGGAGAGGAUGAGACCCAUCGACUCGCUACAGAACCAUUACUGGGAGGGCAGUGAGUGUGACGUGGUGUGUUACUGUAACCUCUUCGAGCUGCUCUGCUGCCCCAGGGAUGUCUUCUUUGGGUCGAAAAUCUCCUUUGUGAUCCCAUGCAAAACGCCUGAAACCGGACUUUGAGUGGACUAAAUGUUGUUUAUGGCGACUGAAAGAUCUCUUCGAGGCCUUUAACAUUCUGUUAUCCAACAUCUAGUUCCAAGUACCGAGUGAAAUGUAAAUCUGCUUUGUUGCUGUUUGUGCAUAAAAUAUCGGUCCUCUUUUAUGGCAGUGUGUCCCAUUCUGGAGGUAUAUUGUUCAUAUACUAACCCUAAUAUCAAUCUAAACCCUGUUCUAACCAAGAUAUGCUUAUAUGCGGUUUAGUUUAUUGACCCAGGUGUGCUGCACGAGGAUGAGUUCUUUAAAUAGUGGCUAAGAUUAUGCUGUCCUGCCUUUAUAGGGGUUCAAUUCUCAAAUCAACUCAAACAUGCAGACCUUACAGAAAUGACCAUUAAAGUCAUUUCUACAAUCCAUUUAAAUGGUGCAAACCUGUAAAAAAGAGACAGUGCUAUAAUUAGGUAUGGGGUAUUGUGUUCAGGAUGAUGCUUGUCCAAUUUCAGACAAUGCCGCGUUGAAGGAUUCAUUACCCAUUUGACAAAAAUAAAGCAUUGAAAUGUAUAAACAUUAUUAAAUAAAACCAACAUUUGAAGUGA